AUGGAUGCUCGUUCCAUUGUAGCUUGUAACAACAUUGCGACGGAGGAAAGGAGAGAUGGAUAUCAACUGUCACAGGGGUCCGUUCUUUCGGAAGGGUCCGAUAGUCCAUUUGUCCAACCUGGUAUGACGGGGCAAGAGUCGGCAAAUCUCAUUUUCGACGUCGGUUCUGUACAAGCAGUGUGGAGCCACACACAGGGUGGCUGCAUGGGUGAUCGCUGUGCGUCAAAUGCCCGUCAUCAUGCAUCCCGAAGCGGGCUAAAGCAUCAUCUAGGAACUUCUAAACGAGUUCAAAAUCACUCAAUAUUGUCAAAAUCAAACAUUUCAGAUCCAACAUCAAAGUUAAUAAAGGAUACGCCUGCAGCAUAUCGCCAUGACCCAACUCAUUCAUCUGAGACCCACACUUUCCGAAACAAGGCCAUUCCAAAAUUGAAACUCUUACCCGUCCACAUACGGCGUUUGUACUAG
Bipolaris sorokiniana ND90Pr is the source of this 465-nucleotide messenger RNA. RefSeq lists its product as uncharacterized. The record is from RefSeq and is a predicted model, not a curated record. Bases 1 to 465 code for a protein of 154 amino acids. NCBI's taxonomy places the organism in Eukaryota, Fungi, Ascomycota, Dothideomycetes, Pleosporales, Pleosporaceae. The transcript has a single exon.